Serpula lacrymans var. lacrymans S7.9 is the source of this 252-nucleotide messenger RNA. RefSeq lists its product as uncharacterized. The record is from RefSeq and is a predicted model, not a curated record. The annotation marks the transcript as partial. NCBI's taxonomy places the organism in Eukaryota, Fungi, Basidiomycota, Agaricomycetes, Boletales, Serpulaceae. The transcript is spliced from 2 exons.
CUUGAUUCAGGCGCUAAUGGAAUCUUCAUAGAUCAGGUCUGGGCAGAGCAAAUUGGACUCCCCCUUGUAAAAUUAGAUAUGUCUAUUCCUGUCCAUAACAUUGAUGGUACACUUAAUGUGGGUGGCUGUAUCACGCACAAAUUCACCACUGAAGCUACCCAACUAGGGAAGAUUAAUUCAAUCUUAGGCUGGACCUGGCUAUUUAAACACAAUCCUGAGAUUAACUGGCAGACAGGGGUUGUCACAUUGUCA